Messenger RNA from Drepanopeziza brunnea f. sp. 'multigermtubi' MB_m1, 1197 nucleotides. RefSeq lists its product as uncharacterized. The record is from RefSeq and is a predicted model, not a curated record. NCBI's taxonomy places the organism in Eukaryota, Fungi, Ascomycota, Leotiomycetes, Helotiales, Drepanopezizaceae.
AUGUCCAACCACUUGGAGCAGCUGCCUACCGGCUCAUUCUCGAGCCCCGAGUUCCAGACUACGUUGCAAGGCAUGAUAUCCCAGCAGAACUCCACACUGUUGCAGAUCCAUAUGGCGAACUCGGCGCUGUACCAGCAGCUGGCACAGCAGAAUGCCGAGCUCGCGCAGCAGAAGAGAGGCACGUUGAAGCUGGCUGAGACACACGAGGCAGAGAACAAGAUGCUCAAGGGCGAAGCUGCGAUUCUAAGAAAGCAACUUGGAGACGCGGAGGAGCGUGUCGCGAAUGUUCGGGCAGAGAUCGCCGUGCUCGCGCAGCAGAAAGCCAAGUGGAAGCUGGCUGAGGCACAGGAGGCAGAGGACAAGAUGCUCAAGGGGGAAGCUGCGAUUCUAAGAAAGCAACUUGGAAACGCGGAGGAGCGUAUCGCAAAUCUCCGGGCAGAGAAUGAAGCUUUGAGGAAGAAGCCUCUUCCGGGAGAGAUGGGUAGGCUCAAGAGGCAGAGCGAGACGAUGGAAGGCAGACUCGUGAAAUCCACAGGAAGAAUCUCUGAGCUUGAGCGUAUUGUCAAAGACCUUCGCGCUACCGCAGAGUUGAAAGAGCCAUUGUAUCAGGUCGGUAUUGACGUUCGCAAGGGGCUCUGGGAGAAAUGGAGGGCACUAUCCGGUAACUUCGAACCCAACGCAGAGUUAGUCAAGAAGAGAGACCGAGCUGCCAACGAAGGGAACUGGGGAGCGGACUCGGCACUCCUAAACCUUGGAUAUAUCUCGUCAUCGAUCACCUCGGGCGUGUCGAACGGAGGAGUCAACGAUCUCUUCUUCUUCUACUACGUGCUCAAGUCCGACUGGGCCAGACUGCGCUUCCCCCGACAGCUAAUUCAAGCCGCCGACUGCUGGGCUUCGAUCACCGUUUCUGAACUGUCCGCUGAAGGUCUCUCCAUUAGUGAGGAUGGCGUCCAGGAGAUCGUGGCCGAUAUCAUGCUCAAGAUUUCUCGUAUGAUGAUGGCUGAUGGGGACGAUCUAUCUGUCGAAGAGAUUGCCACUGUUGAAGCCGUAAUCGACAGUGACGCAGAGCUCGUUCGCAAAAUCCACGAGCUUGAGAUUAUCAAGAACGACAUCGUGGCCGAGGCCUGGCGAGGAAACCAACGAAGAUCAGGUGAAACUCCGCAUCAAUCACUGGACCUCCUCACCGGAGCCUUGUAG